UCAUCCGGAUCUCACGCGUGUUCGAUCAACAGAUGUCCCGCCGUCCGGAGCAUGUGAAUGUUUGAAUAAACUUCCAAUUUGCGCUCGUCAUGGAUUACGACAAUCAGACGGCCGUUCCAUCCGGCGUUCCGCCGCACGUGUGGAAUUUCAUCCAUCAGUUCAUAAUCGGCGAGGCCAAUCAGAAUUUAGAUUUGCGCGUGCCGCACAUCCGGCCCUCGAUUGCCAAAUAUGUAUCGUUCAUUAUUUUCAUGUAUUCUAUUUUAAUUGCCGUCGGCGUGAUUUGCAAUCUUGCCGUUUUCUUUCACAUUAUGAAAUACAAACUUUACAACGAACCGACGUACUCGUUCAUCAUAAACAAUGUCAUUAGUGACUUGGUUAAGUGCGUUUUUAUCGUGCCGAUUUCGUUGUACGUCCUCCUCAUCCAGAACUGGAUUCUGGGAGAGUUGCUUUGCUCGUUCCUACCUAUGUUACAGGAUAUUCCAUUACACACCACCACGCUGACGUUCCUGUUAAUAUUUUGGGACAGGUACAGAUAUGUGCGACGGCCCACGAAGCCGAGAUUGCCCGCCUUCGUCUGCAUCGUCGGCACGUGGCUUACAUCCGUGUGUUUGGUUUUACCAUAUCCCAUCUACAUCAUGUACGUGGAUCUUGGGAAAUAUUUGGAAGCCGAACAGUUCUAUGGCGUCGGUUUGUGCACAGUCAAUUUGGUGGACGACAUGAACGAGUACAUUCGAGGAAUAUUUAUUGUUAUGUACGCCGGCCCUAUGGCAACCAUGUCCUAUCUGGCGGUGCGUACUUCCCACGAGCUGGUGCAGAAUCCGCCGGCCGUUAUUAUGUACGAGCCGCGGGGCAGGGAAGGACGUGCCAGGACCGAUUCCCAUUCGACCACCACGGACAUCCGGAGCAGCAGGGGUGAGUGCGACGUGAUAAGCCAAUACAGCCGGGGCAGCUACAGGGAUCACGAGGCUGCGAGGGCCCGCUACGAGCAAUACGAGCCGGACUUGAACGUGCCGAAGGAGAAGCGCACCCAGAAAUACCUGAUAUUGAUGGUCGUCGUCUAUGCCAUAUCGCUUUGUCCGUUGAUGAUACUGAAAUUGGCGAAGCCCCUGCUGCCCGAAACGUACGACAACAGCGGCAAUUUCGAUCUGAUCUACACCAUAUCCGUGUGGGCCGGAUUCAUGCCCACCUGUUCCACGCCACUGUUUUACGCCGCGUGGCAAAUGAGCAGGUCUUCAAAGGAGCGACUUAGGGGUUAUUUCCGGAUCAGCAAUAGGAAACUGCAACAAUCCUGCGAGACGGUGAUGACAGGGAGCGGAACGCCGGCACCCUCGAGGUCUAAAUUGUGUUCGGACUCCAUGACGCAAAACAUCGACGAGGGCUACUCCGACAACAAUAGCUUCCAGCAAGAUUAUUAUUCGUCCUGAUGAUCCCAUGGACGCAACUGCUCAACGGCAACGGGAUUGCGCUUGACUCGCAUCGAACAAUUAAUCUGAACAAGGAAAUAACUACAAUUCUAUUUCAGUCCCAUUUUGUAUGAUAAUAUAACAAGGGAUCAAAUAUUUAAAGCAGCAUCAGUGGAAUUUGUUAAAAAUGCAGAGUUUAAGAUGUUUACUAUGUUUUAUUAAUAUAUUGUACAAAGGAUAAAAAAAGUAAGCUAAGAUAUGACCUACAAGGUAGGUAAUUGUGUGAUGCCAAAAAUAACAUUAGUUGCUGUUGUAGUUUAAAGGGUAAAUGUAUUAUAGAAUAAUUGUUGUGAUUUUUGUACUGUAAUAAAUAUUUUAAAUAUGUAUAAAGUAACUGAUUGUAUACAAGAAAUGGCAACAU
Messenger RNA from Aethina tumida (small hive beetle), 1824 nucleotides. RefSeq names its product neuropeptide F receptor. Gene Ontology annotation, biological process: neuropeptide signaling pathway. Gene Ontology annotation, molecular function: neuropeptide receptor activity. The coding region runs from base 90 to 1424 and encodes 444 amino acids. The transcript is spliced from 7 exons. Gene Ontology annotation, cellular component: membrane. Lineage: Eukaryota; Metazoa; Arthropoda; Insecta; Coleoptera; Nitidulidae. The record is from RefSeq and is a predicted model, not a curated record.